AUAAAACGACACAGGUAAUCGCAACCUAUUCAAUGUAGCAAAUCCAAGGUCAUUUAAAUGCAUUUCUAUAAUAACAAAUCUUAAAUAAAGAAGCAAAGCAUUUUGCCUAAAAGGUUUGGUUGUUAAAAAGUUUAAGUCUUCACUUCACAGACAAAAAGAUUAUACUAAGCCGAACAAAAUGUACAGUUCUUCAUACUGAGUGAUGGAUAUGGCGGUUUAUUAACCAGCAUUUACUAGAGAUUAUUGUAAAAAUUGUAAACAUGGUCAAAGUAAAGAAAGAGCCGCAGGACCUUAUAAUGAACACGCAUGGGAGGAGUCACGCGCACACAUUAGAAAGAGACAGACCCCUGACACGAGAGCCUUGUCUGUCUCUCUCUUUCUCCUCCAGCGAUCACUUAUAAACAGGUGAGUAGUCUAUACUGAUUCAUUAUAACUAGAAAAAAAUUCAAGAAGCCGAUGUGAAUAAAUAGCUGCAGUGGUUAAUACUUGUGCCAAUGGUUUCAUACAAGAAAUGUGCAUUUCGGUCAUUUAGAUUUGUAAAACUCCUACUUCUGUAUUUUGGCAUUGCUUAUUCGAUUAUAUGAAUUUCAUAUUUUCAUUGGAGAUUUUGGAUUGUUUCGCUAAUUUUAUUUUUAACAAACUGAGAAUAUUCAAUAAUAGCCUAUUCUUAAAUCUCCAUGUAUGCGUGCUAGCUGAAUAUAUUUAAGCUUUAUCUAUAUUCACUUUUAUAUCGAUUAACUUGAGCAUUAGUGAAGAAGAUUUUAAAUUAUUUUUCUGAAAGAGCAACUGACGAUUAUUAAACUUAGACUCGUGAGAUAAACAAUUCAAUGUAAAAGUUUGUAUUUUUGCUAAACAAACAGAUUGAACUAAAGUACAUUUAAAAUAUGAUUAAAACUUUUCAUUCUAACUCACAAUUUUAAUGAACUUUAUCCAAGUGUUGAGAUAAACUCAAUCAUGAGUGUCAAAUGAUGUUUGUCAUGUAAAUGUGUUGUUUCGUUGUUUUAAUACACAGGUCAAGUGUGCCUGUUGCUCGUUGUUCUGUGCUAGAAGAAACAAACGAGAAAUUCGACAUGGACGUCCUGAAAGAAGAAAAAGGCAACAAACACAAUUCGGCUACUGCAGGACUCUGAUUUUAUACACACCUGACCUAAUGAAAAUAGUAUUGUAGUGUGUACUGCAUUGUUUGAGAUCUUACCAAAAGUCCCUGUUCCAGACCUGCAGUACACAUUGAACAUGUACCUGAGGUCUGUGAAACAUCUCGUUUCAGAAAAGCAGUUCUGGAAAACACGAGCAACAGUGGAGACAUUUGGCAAACGUGGAGGACUCGGAGAACGACUUCAAAAACAGCUGCUCGAAAGAAGAGAUGCCACAGAGAACUGGGUGUACGACUACUGGCUGGACGAUAUGUAUUUAAGGAACAGACUUUCUCUGCCGGUGAAUUCCAGUCCUGCGCUGGUUUUCCCCAGACAAUCCUUCACAAACCAUGAAGAAUUUCUCAUGUUCACAGCACGUCUCAUUCUCAGUGUUUCUGAAUACAAGACUAUGGUGGACAGAAACCGUCUGUCGGCGGACAUUGCUCACGACCGUCAGUCUGACACUCGGCUGUGUAUGAAGCAGUAUCAGCGUCUCUUCACCUCGUACAGACGCGCUGGACUCGACAAAGACACGCUGAUCAUUGCCGACAGCACAUCUGACACUCAGCAUGUUAUUGUGGCCUGCAAAAAUCAGUUCUUUGUGCUGAAUCUGAUGAGCGAGUCCAGUCGUCUGAAUGAGGCCGAGGUUCAGCCUCAGCUCCUGUGGAUCUAUGAACAAUCGCAGAUCUCUGAUCAGAAGCAGCCGGCCGUGGGACUGCUGACCUCAGACGGCAGGACGGAGUGGAGCAGAGCCCGAGAGCAGCUGCUACGAGAUCCUGUGAACAGAGAGUCUUUGGAGCUGAUCGAGAGCUGCAUGUGCAUCGUCUGUCUAGAUGACCCGGUGGGAUUUGAACCCAGCGACGCUAACAGGGCGUCCGUGAUACUGCACGGAGGGGGUCAUGACAAAAAUGGGGCAAACCGCUGGUACGACAAACCUCUGCAGUUUGUGAUCGGUGCAGAUGGGGUUUGUGGCAUUGUUUGUGAGCACUCACCGUUUGAAGGCAUCGUCCUGGUGCAAUGUGCCGAAUAUCUCCUGAAACACAUGCACUGCAGCUCGGGUAAACCGAGCUCAGGGUGCUCUGAAUGUCCUAAUCCACGUAGAUUAUUGUGGAGAUGUUCACCUCAGAUUCAGGACAUGUUGGCUUCAGCAGGAGAUCAUCUCCAGCAACUCGUAAGGAAUCUAGACCUGAAAGUUUUUACAUUUAAACUUUAUGGGAAGGAGUUUAUCAAACAGCAGAAGAUGAGUCCUGAUGCUUACAUACAAGUGGCUCUUCAGCUGACCAUUUACAGAUGUUACAGAAAGCUUGUGGCCACCUACGAGAGCGCUUCACUGCGACGUUUCCGCGAGGGCCGUGUGGACAACAUUCGCUCGGCAACUCCCGAGGCUCUGGACUUUGCAAAGGCCAUGACGGAUGACACGAAAUCCCCUCAGAUUCAGGACACAGAAAAGAUGAAGACUUUACUGCAAACUGCCGUGGACGCUCAGACACGAAUCACAGCUCUGGUCAUUGCAGGAAUGGGCACAGACAAUCACUUAUUGGGACUGCGUGAAAUGGCCCACACUAUAAAAAUACAGACACCAGAGAUUUUCACAGAUGAAACGUAUCAAAUCAGUAAUAACUUCAUCCUGUCAACCAGUCAGGUUCCCACCGCAGAAGAGAUGUUUUGUUGCUAUGGUCCAGUGGUUCCUGAUGGUUACGGUGUUUGUUAUAACCCACAUUCUGAUCGCAUACUGUUCUGCGUGUCAAGCUUCAGAGAAUGUGAACGAACCUGUUCAGAUGCGUUUGUGAGGGCGCUGGAUCAGGGGCUUCAGGACAUGAGAGAUAUAAUACAUCCUAAACGUUCUGGUUCAUAUUAAAACAAGUUCAUCAGCUUAUAAACCAAUCGAAAUGUAAUCUUAAACACACAGUAUACAUAUUCCGAACAUUUGGAUUGCAUGUGGAUGUCAUGCUUGACAACAUUGCUGAAUAUAUAAACUAUAUUAUGCUAAUGAUAGCUGAUGAGUUCUGUAGAAGAUGAAUAAAUCUUCACGAUGACAAGAAUUGAUCUGGUAAUCCAACAAUACAUGUAUGUGAAUCCAGUUAUAAGUGUAGGCCAUUCAGAAAGAUUGUAUGCCGUUUCCAAACAAAAACUAAAUGAAAGUUCAAUAAGUGUGAAAUGUUUUGAGGUGGUAGACUGUAAAAUAAUCUACCCAAGAGUUCAUCAGCAGUAUUAGAUUCUGAAGUAACUCUCUAAAUGUUUUCAUAUAUUUAACAUCAUCUUGUUUGUUAUUUAAAAUGUUAAUAGUAUUUAUUUAUGUCUACAUGAUUCACUGUCUAUUUGACAUGCCGUAUGAUUCGUAUAUUUGAGCAGAAAUCAUACUCUUUCUACAGUAUGUCUUGUCACUGUGUUACAUGUUUUGUAAAUGUAAUUUGAAUCAUUAAAUGAACUGUAUUUUACGAUGUAUUUCUAGACAAUGUUAUUAAAACUGUGGUGGUUGUGUGGCUG
Misgurnus anguillicaudatus (oriental weatherfish) is the source of this 3620-nucleotide messenger RNA. Its product is annotated as choline O-acetyltransferase. Gene Ontology annotation, molecular function: choline O-acetyltransferase activity. Lineage: Eukaryota; Metazoa; Chordata; Actinopteri; Cypriniformes; Cobitidae. The record is from RefSeq and is a predicted model, not a curated record. Gene Ontology annotation, cellular component: cytoplasm; neuron projection. Gene Ontology annotation, biological process: neuromuscular synaptic transmission; acetylcholine biosynthetic process.